AUGUCUCCUCCCUUCAACUCAGACGCCCCCAGCUCCAGCAGCAGCUCCAGCAACCCACCUCCCCAGAAUCAUGAGUCGUAUGCUGCCUCUGGCGAGGUGAAGAGCUCGAUGGAGCCAAAUCCCCCGGCUUCAUCAUCACAUAAUGACAACAUGGCCCAGCCCAACUCUGCUGCAUCCGCCCCCAAUCCAUCCGAGGACUUGAUCUCCCUCGGCGAGCGUCCACAGCUUGCCCAAACUGCUCCCUCAGUGCCAGCGGGUGCGGAUGCGCAAAAAGAUGGGCAAUCCGAGGAUAAGAAGCCAGAGGACUUGCGACCAGAGGUGCCACCAAAGACGGAUGAUGGCAUCGAGGGGUUGAAUUCCUCGGUCGCAACUCUGAAGCCAGCGACAACCCCGACAACCACAAUCGCCACUUCAUACCUAAACGUCGAGACAAAGCCAUACGUCGACCCCACGCCAUCUACCCCAACCGAAUCCCAGCCUCCUUCGAGGACGCCUUCCAAUGCUGCCGACCGGCCUCGUUUGUCUCUCGACUCCUCACGAGGAGGGCGAUCCGACGACGAGAAACGGCGGACAAGCGAAGAUGACCGAGAGAACGAUGCAUCCGAGAUCCAGACUAUCAUGGCCCAGUUUCGAGAGGGCGGUCCAGGCGAACAGGAGGUUAUGAGUCCACGGCUGGAGAUUGCAUCCCCCUUCUCGACCGGGCCUGUUCAACACCCUCCUCGGCACUCUAGUCUGGAGCCGCUGAGCCCGAACAUUGCCCAACAGUUGCAGGACAUGCAAGGACUGCGACUCAACUCCACCUCACCAGCCAGCAUGGCGUCGAAGGGGAAGGAUCCGGAUGAUCAAGGCCCGCCUGUCCCCCCGAAGGACCCGUCCAUUCAUUCUGGCAGGACCGGUCAGCUCAAGGACGAACGGGAGAGCAUCGGUGCGCCCAUGUCUCCAACAGUGUCUUUGCACCGACCGCCCCCACCGGAGCCCGAACCCGAGUCGGCCCUUCCUUUUGACUUCCACAGGUUCCUUGAACAGCUCCGGAACAAGAAGGCGGACCCGGUUGCCAAAUACCUGCGAUCAUUCCUGAAUGAAUUCGGGAAGCGGCAGUGGAUGGUACAUGAACAGGUCAAAAUCAUCAGCGACUUCCUGGCAUUCAUUGCAAACAAGAUGGCUUUGUGUGAAGUCUGGAGGGACGUGUCCGAUGCUGAAUUUGACAACGCCCGGGAAGGCAUGGAAAAGCUUGUCAUGAAUCGACUGUACGCUCAGACUUUCUCGCCAGCCAUACCUCCACCUCAGCCGAUACCAGGGGCCAAACCACGGCGGAAGGGGGCGGAGCGACCGCUGGGGCCUGGGCGUCGGGGCCAGCAUCAAGAGGAUGUCGAGCGCGACGAAGUUGUUGCCCAGAAGAUCAAGAUCUACGGUUGGGUGCGUGAAGAACAUCUAGAUAUACCACCAGUCGGCGAAAGUGGGAAACGGUUCCUCAAGCUCGCACAGCAAGAACUACUAAAGAUAAAAUCCUACCGAGCUCCGAGGGAUAAAAUCAUAUGCAUUCUUAAUUGCUGCAAGGUCAUCUUUGGCCUCCUCAAGCACUCCAAAUCCGACUCGUCCGCGGACUCAUUCAUGCCGCUCCUCAUAUAUGUCACGCUUCAAGCAAACCCAGAACACGUCGUGUCAAACGUCCAAUAUAUCCUCAGAUUCCGAAACCAAGAGAAGUUGGGAGGGGAAGCUGGCUAUUACCUCUCAUCGCUGAUGGGUGCUGUCCAGUUCAUUGAGAACAUGGAUCGCACGACGCUUACGAUUUCAGAUGAAGAAUUUGAGAAGAAUGUCGAGGCUGCGGUCUCUGCCAUCGCCGAGAAGCAUCGGCUAGAAUCACCACCUACUUCGGCCACCGCAGAGAAACCUCCGCAGUCCCUUGCCGGCAUGGGCGAGUCCUCCUCGACCAGACCAUCGAUGGACAACGACGCCGUGACCCGCUCCUCGUAUACACCGCGCCAAUCAACUUCCAAUGACGACAGCGGGGAGUACGAUGAGAAAGCCGCUAUUACCGGUCUCCUUCGAACAAUCCAGAGGCCUCUGUCCACAAUUGGCAGGAUGUUUUCCGACAAUGAUGAGCCGAUGGCUGGUUCCUCAAGCGCGUCGGGACGCAGUCCCGCACACACCCCUCUGCCAGAUUCGAGGCCAAACACAGGCCCCAGAGUUCCGAGUCAUCAGAGCCGCUACACCGCGGAGGAGGCUGCGGCGAGGCAGGCCAGCGCCGAGGCAGCGGAGGCCCACAGAUUGCACAGGGCAGAGCACGCCAAUGUCGUAGAAACGCUGGCUGGCAUGUUUCCUGACCUGGAUAGGGACAUCAUCAGUGAUGUGGUCUACCAGAAGGAAGGACGUGUCGGCCUGGCGGUGGAUGCUUGUCUUGCAUUGUCUGCAUGA
Molecule: messenger RNA, 2415 nt
Organism: Diaporthe citri
Lineage: Eukaryota; Fungi; Ascomycota; Sordariomycetes; Diaporthales; Diaporthaceae
Exons: 5
Coding region: 1-2415 (804 amino acids)
Biological process (GO): vesicle-mediated transport
Cellular component (GO): endocytic vesicle; cytosol
Molecular function (GO): small GTPase binding; guanyl-nucleotide exchange factor activity; ubiquitin binding
Source: RefSeq, a predicted model, not a curated record